ACUCCUUCACAAUAUUCCAAAAUUUGUAGUGAACAUUUUUUAUCUAGUGACAUUUUAGAUAGACCUGGUACAUACAAAAAACAUUUAAAACCAGAUGCUGUUCCGACAUUAUUCCCUGCUAUGCCUUCAUAUUACCAACCAAUUCCCAAAAAGCCUAGACGUAUAGUUCAACGUACAAUACCAAAAGAAGUCACUGUAUUGAGAAGUAAUGAGAACCAUCAAGUUAUGUCAUCAUCUAAUGAAAAUAACACUGAAGUUGAAAUUUGUUCAAGUGUAUCAAUUGAAAAUCAAAAUCUUAAAAUUGAUAAAAGUGUUCAAACUGAAGAAAAGCUUCUAGAUCACAGUGUUAUUGCUUUGAGACACAAAGUAAAAAUUUUACAACAAAAAGUUAGGAGGCAACAGUUAAAAAUAUCAAAUUUGAAAUAUUUAACAAUAUCAUUAAAGAAGAAAGGUUUUGUUGAUGAUUCAGUAGAAAAUGUAUUACUUGAUCAAUUUGAUGGUAUGACAUUAGAACUUUUUAAAAACCAGCUUAAAAAUGCUAAAAAGCUUCCGCAUGGACGUAGAUAUACUGAUGAGUUGAAACGGUUUGCUUUAACAUUGCAUUAUAAUUCUCCUAAGGCUUAUAAUUUUUGUAGAAGUACAAUAACUUUGCCACACCCAUCAUAUUACGAUUGAUACAGUAUUUAUUUAUAUUAACUGAUCAAAAUGAU
Messenger RNA from Myzus persicae (green peach aphid), 710 nucleotides. RefSeq lists its product as uncharacterized. The record is from RefSeq and is a predicted model, not a curated record. NCBI's taxonomy places the organism in Eukaryota, Metazoa, Arthropoda, Insecta, Hemiptera, Aphididae. The transcript is spliced from 2 exons. The coding region runs from base 121 to 675 and encodes 184 amino acids.